Messenger RNA from Electrophorus electricus (electric eel), 3578 nucleotides. RefSeq names its product hypoxia inducible factor 1 subunit alpha inhibitor (gene hif1an). Gene Ontology annotation, biological process: negative regulation of Notch signaling pathway. Gene Ontology annotation, cellular component: nucleus; cytoplasm. The record is from RefSeq and is a predicted model, not a curated record. NCBI's taxonomy places the organism in Eukaryota, Metazoa, Chordata, Actinopteri, Gymnotiformes, Gymnotidae. Gene Ontology annotation, molecular function: ankyrin repeat binding; [protein]-asparagine 3-dioxygenase activity; peptidyl-histidine dioxygenase activity.
ACACGCUACCAAAGAAAUCUGACAACCCACCAAUCUACCAAUAGCAAUGAUUACUUACCUGUUGGGUAGUUAGCUAGCUAGCUAGCUAGCCAGCCGGUCAGCAGAGUUUUUCCAUCUACUCUGGAUCAUUUAGAUAGCUAGGCUGUGCACAUACUCGUUUGUUCACCUCAUAUCGGAAAACAAGUUUGCAUUCUUAUUCUGCUAGGACAAUCAUCCAGAGAGACGGGGGAAAUGGCAACUGAUCCAACAUCGAACGGUAGUUCGAAUGCUGCUUCGAAUGGUCUUGAUUUAGGUUGGACUGACUCGCAGCUUCGAAAGUACCCUUUUCAAAUAAGGCAAAUCCCACGUCUGUCUCACACGGACCCCCAUGCAGAGAUCCUAAUUAAUAAAGAGGAACCUGUUGUAUUAACGGAUACCAAUUUGGUAUACCCAGCACUCAAGUGGGACAAAAAUUACUUGCAAGAGAACAUAGGGAAUGGGGACUUUUCAGUGUACAUUUCUGAAAACCACAAAUUCUUGUAUUACGAUGAGAAGAAACUGUCAAACUUUGAGAACUUUGUACCAAAGUCACGCAGAUUAGAGAUGAAGUUUUCGGACUUUGUAGACAGGAUGCACCAAGCUGAAGAAUUGGGUGGAAGAGAAAGAGUGUAUUUGCAGCAAACCCUCAAUGACACAGUUGGGCGAAAAAUUGUUGUGGAUUUCCUGGGAUUCAACUGGAACUGGAUUAAUAAACAACAAACCAAACAAAACUGGGGACAGCUUACAUCUAACCUGCUACUCAUAGGCAUGGAAGGUAAUGUAACACCUGCACAUUAUGAUGAGCAGCAGAAUUUCUUUGCACAGAUCAAAGGUUACAAGAGGUGUAUCCUCUUUCCUCCGGAGCAGUUUGAGUGCCUCUACCCCUACCCUGUUCAUCAUCCAUGUGACCGGCAGAGCCAGGUAGAUUUUGAAAAUCCUGAUUAUGAGAGGUUUCCGAAAUUUAAAAACGUUGUGGGUUAUGAAGCUGUUGUUGGACCAGGUGAUGUGCUGUACAUCCCAAUGUACUGGUGGCAUCACAUCGAGUCCCUGCUAAAUGGAGGUGUAACCAUCACAGUCAACUUCUGGUACAAGGGGGCGCCCACUCCGAAGAGGAUAGAAUACCCACUGAAAGCUCAUCAGAAGGUGGCCAUUAUGAGAAACAUUGAAAAGAUGUUGGGAGAGGCCUUGGGGGAUCCACAUGAGGUUGGUCCAUUGCUGAACAUGAUGAUCAAGGGACGUUUCGACCAAGAUCUGAGUUAAUUGGGUAUCACCUUAUUUUCCUGUAUUAUGCUGUAGGGUGUGGGGAUGGGGGCUGUAUAUAUUAGUGUAUUGGUGUGAAUGUGUCCUCUAAACAUUCACAAGGUUUAAACUGACAUGGCAGUAUUUUUGCCUGUAUUUAGGUCUGUUUUGAUUGCCUCAAACAGUUGUCUUGUUAGUCCUGUAUCUCUUCAAGGAAGGUACCACUAGAGAGGACACGUUUCAUCCAUCUUUUGAGACCUCAUAAGUAUAAUGUGAUUCAUACUGCUGAGUGAUGUGUUGCAAUAGAGGGGAAAAACACCUUUCAGAAGACAGAUACAUCCACCCUAGCACCUAAGGUUCACAGUUUCUUCCAUUAUAUAGGACAGCUAAGGUGCCAUAAGGAAGCAACAUUAAAUUACUAGUUACGAGUCAAAACCUAUUGGCCAUUAUGACAGUACUACUUGUAAGCUUAACUUGAAAGACUUCUAUUACUAUUUAAUUUUUACUGUAUACAGUAAUUUGUGCAGAAAAGAGACAUUGUAAUGAGGACUAGUUAUGAAAUUGUUGCUGAUACCCUUUUACUUCCCUGAGUUGUUUUUGUCAGAAUAAUUAAUAAGCAGAGUGGACAGAAGGAUAGGUUUAUGAAACACUGAAGGAAUGUUUGGCCCAGUUCCUGCUUGAAUUGUUGAAUGAUGUUUGUUUGAUUAUGCUAAACAUUUCUAAAUGUAUAUUUUAUUACCUGUUGUGUACAGGCAUAUUUUUGUUUUCUUUUUGCUUCACUUAUAUAUUUCUUUAAAUGUAACCUUGUAACAUGGUACUAUUUUCAGGACUGUAAUGGUAAGUUAGGAAAACAUUAAUGUAUUUACAAGGCAUUAACAUUAAUGAUUUUUUUGUCUGAAUUCAAUAAAUUCUAUUGAAUGGGUAGAAACUAAUCUGUCCCUUGCAGGAUACGUGUGUAUAUCAUUUAAUAAUGUUCAUGAAUUUUUAAACUAACAUUUAAGAUUUUGUUUUCUGAGCUUGUGUUGUUUUUUUUGUAUAAUACAUUCUAAAAUUGAAUGAACAAAAGCAAUGUUUAAUCAUCUUUUUGACCAUUGCCACAAUUUUACCCAACAGUAAUUAACCAAAUUAUUUAUCCAUUGCCUGUUUUGUAUUUGCUUGUCCCUGUAGUGAACACAUACCAUUCCAUCUCAGGAUUUGUUUACAUAGUCUGUUCUUCAUUUAAAAAUAUCUUAAACUUGAAAAAGGCAGGCUGAGCAAUGAUCAAUGGUUCCCAUAAUUAUUUUAAAAUUAUUUGUCUUUUGUCAUAAUUCUUAAUGAUGCUUUGAAAGAUUUGACAUUUAAGCACUGGAAAUAAAAAGGGUUAUCCAAAAAAAAAAACCCAAAAAACCUCCCACUCCAAAUAAAUAAGUAGAUAAUUAAAUACUUGCAUAUCUGAUAUGUAUAUGGAGUUACAAUCUAAAUUUAAUUUAGUUGAAUUUUUUAUUGAUAUAAAAUUAAGAUUUGUUUUACUACGACUUGAAAGAGAGAUUGUGGAUAUAAAACCAAGCCCUUUACAAUCAGGGGCAAAAAUACUUGUCAUUGUAAAAGCAUUUCUGACUGCUUCUGAUUACUUAUCGAGGGAUAACUUAAAAAAAAAAAAAAAAAAAAAAAGACUAUGCUGAUGUUGAUACUUUUUUUUUUUUUUAAUUGUAAAGACCCAGAGUAAACAAAAAUAAAAAAUAUACAUAUCACUUGGUGUGUAUGAAAUGUAAGGAAGUAAUUUAACAUGGCUUGACUGUAAAUAAUAAUAAUAAAAAAAUGCUUAGAACAUGAGAACCUGCCAUUUCCUAGUCCAGAGCAUUAAGUGAAUCUUUGUUGUGUACAUUUUUUUUUGUUUGUUUCUGAUUUUUAUUUAUUGAGCAGCAUUUACUUCCUUGUACUUGUAAACUCACUUCUAGCUUUUAUAAGUUGUUAGCUAAUAUCAGCUCCAAAGUGUGUUGAAGAUUAGAAAUUGCAAAUUUGUUAGCAGGGCUUGGGAAUUUGUAUGAAACAUCGCCAGGAUGUCAGCUAUUGUGUCUUUGGCAGCCCUUGAAAGACCCUUUCUUGGUUGUUGAUUAAAUACAUCAACUACUAGAACAACACAACUGUAAUGUACUUAAGCCUUUAUGUAUAUUAGUUAACGUUUAUCAUGAUCCCAAUAAGUUUUUUUUGUGGCUUGUUUUUAAAAAUGGCUUCUUUUCUUGAAUAACUUGCUCUUCUGUGUUUAACUGAGUUGGAUGGCUCCUGAGAGUUUGAACCAGUUGUGCAUGUAGUUCAUAAAUAAAAGACAAUGUAUUCUGCUA